AUGGCUUCGGGCCCUGCGGGGGCGGAGACCCGGCAGAGGCUGCUGCGCACGGUCAAGAAGGAGGUGAAGCAGAUCAUGGAGGAGGCCGUCACACGGAAGUUUGUCCAUGAAGACAGCAGCCACAUCAUCUCCUUCUGUGCGGCUGUGGAGGCCUGCGUCUUGCACGGGCUGCGGCGGCGGGCGGCUGGCUUCCUGCGCAGCAACAAGAUCGCGGCUCUCUUCAUGAAGGUGGGCAAGAGCUUCCCACCAGCUGACGAGCUGAGCCGCAAGGUCCAGGACCUGGAGCAGCUGAUAGAGAACGCGCGAAACCAGAUCCAGGGCCUCCAGGAGAAUGUGCGGAAGCUGCCGAAGCUACCCAACCUGUCCCCACUUGCCAUCAAGCACCUGUGGAUCCGCACGGCCUUGUUUGAGAAGGUUCUGGACAAAAUUGUGCAUUACCUUGUGGAAAACAGCAGCAAAUACUAUGAAAAGGAAGCACUCCUGAUGGACCCUGUGGAUGGCCCCAUCCUUGCGUCUUUGUUAGUGGGGCCCUGUGCCCUGGAGUACACCAAGAUGAAGACGGCGGAUCACUUCUGGACCGACCCCUCUGCCGACGAGCUCGUCCAGAGGCACCGCAUCCACAGCUCGCACUUGCGACAGGACUCGCCCACCAAGCGCCCAGCCCUCUGCAUUCAGAAGAGGCUUUCGAGUGGCAGCAUGGAUGACCGCCCAUCCCUCUCCGCCCGUGACUACGUGGAGUCCCUGCACCAGAACUCCAGGGCCACCCUGCUGUAUGGCAAGAACAACGUUCUCGUUCAGCCGAGGGAUGACAUGGAGGCUGUCCCAGGGUACCUGUCGCUGCACCAGACUGCUGACCUCAUGACCCUGAAGUGGACACCCAACCAGCUGAUGAAUGGGUCUGUGGGAGAUCUGGACUAUGAGAAGAGCGUCUUUUGGGACUAUGCCAUGACCAUCCGCCUGGAGGAGAUCGUCUACCUGCACUGCCACCAACAAGUGGACAGCGGCGGGACGGUGGUGCUGGUCAGCCAGGAUGGGAUCCAGAGGCCACCCUUCCACUUCCCCAAGGGAGGGCAUCUCCUGCAGUUCCUCUCCUGCCUGGAGAAUGGGCUGCUCCCUCACGGGCAGCUGGACCCACCACUCUGGUCUCAGCGGGGGAAGGGCAAAGUAUUUCCCAAACUGCGCAAGCGAAGCCCUCAGGGUUCUGCUGAGUCCACAGCUUCAGACAAGGAAGAUGACGAGGCCACGGACUAUGUGUUCAGGAUCAUCUACCCCAGCCUGCAGUCCGAGUUCGUGCCCCAGGAUCUGAUGGAUGUCUCCAUGAGCAACCUGCCACCCCUGUGGCAACCCAGUACCCACAAAUCCUCUUGCUCAUCCUGUUCACAGAGUGGCUCAGGUGAUGGUGGCUCAACCAAUGGCUGCAAACAUGAGAGGGCUCCCUUGAAGCUUCUCUGUGACAACAUGAAGUACCAGAUCCUCUCCAGAGCCUUCUAUGGAUGGCUUGCCUACUGCAGACACCUGUCCACCGUGAGGACCCACCUGUCAGCCCUGGUCAAUCACAGGAUUGUGUCUCCAGACUUGCCCUGUGAUGCUAGACACGGGUUGACGGCUGGGAUCUGGGAGCAGUACCUGCAGGACAGCACAAGUUACGAGGAGCAGGAGCUGCUGCGCCUCAUCUACUAUGGGGGCAUCCAGCCCGAGAUCCGCAAGGCCGUGUGGCCCUUCCUGCUGGGCCACUACCAGUUCGGGAUGACAGAGACGGAGAGGAAGGAGGUGGACGAGCAGAUCCAUGCCUGCUACGCGCAGACCAUGUCCGAAUGGCUGGGCUGUGAGGCAAUCGUGCGGCAGAGGGAGCGGGAGUCCCACGCAGCCGCCCUGGCCAAGUGCUCCUCAGGGGCCAGCCUGGACGGCCACCUGCACCGGAUGAUGCACAGGGACUCCACCAUCAGCAACGAGUCCUCCCAGAGCUGCAGUUCUGGCCACCAGAACAUCCGCCUGCAGAGUGACUCCAGCAGCAGCACACAGGUGUUCGAGUCUGUGGACGAAGUGGAGCAGGUGGAGACAGAAGGCAAAUUGGAGGAGAAGCAGCCGAAGAUCCCCAAUGGGAACCUGGUGAAUGGCACCUGUUCCCCGGACUCCGGCCAUCCUUCCUCCCACAACUUCUCCUCUGGCUUCUCGGAGCACUCGGAGCCCAGCCUGAGUACCGAGGACGGCGUCAUGGACGCCCAGCGCAGUGCCUCCCUGGUGCUUCGACCCGGGGACAGCAGCGUGGACGAGGGGCAGAGCAGCGAGGCCACCACUUCCCGGGACGAGGCUCCGCGUGAGCAGCUGGCCGUGCAGGACAGCCUGGAGAGUGACCUCCUCGCCAAUGAGAGCAUGGACGAGUUCAUGUCCAUCCCAGGCAGCAUGGACGUGGCUCUGCCUGAAAAGGAGGGCCCCCCGGUGGAGGGCUGGGGGGGCAGCGAGGUGAAGUGCAGCCGGGUGGACAGUGAGGACAACCUCUCAGAGGAGCCCGAGAUGGAGAGUCUCUUCCCAGCCUUGGCCUCUCUGGCCGUGAGCACAGCUGCCAACGAGACGUCCCCUGUGUCAUCCAGCGGUGUCACCUACUCCCCGGAGCUGCUGGACCUGUACACCGUGAACCUGCACCGCAUUGAGAAGGACGUGCAGAGGUGCGACCGCAACUACUGGUACUUCACGCCCGCCAACCUGGAGAAGCUGCGCAACAUCAUGUGCAGCUACAUCUGGCAGCACAUUGAGAUCGGCUAUGUCCAGGGCAUGUGUGACCUCCUGGCUCCACUGCUGGUCAUUCUGGAUGACGAGGCCCUCACCUUCAGCUGCUUUACGGAGCUUAUGAAGAGAAUGAACCAGAACUUCCCCCACGGAGGCGCCAUGGACACACACUUUGCCAACAUGAGGUCACUAAUCCAGAUCCUGGACUCAGAGCUCUUUGAGCUGAUGCAUCAGAAUGGGGACUACACUCACUUCUACUUCUGCUACCGCUGGUUCCUGCUGGAUUUCAAACGAGAACUUGUCUAUGAUGAUGUCUUCUCUGUCUGGGAGACCAUCUGGGCAGCCAAACACGUCUCGUCCACCCACUACGUCCUGUUCAUCGCACUGGCUCUGGUGGAGGUCUACCGUGACAUCAUCUUGGAGAACAACAUGGAUUUCACAGACAUCAUCAAGUUCUUUAACGAAAUGGCCGAGCGACACAACACCAAGCAGAUCCUGAAGCUGGCCCGGGACCUCGUGUACAAGGUGCAGACUCUGAUUGAGAACAAGUGA
This is a messenger RNA of Pipistrellus nathusii (Nathusius's pipistrelle), 3279 nucleotides long. The record is from the annotation of a GenBank genome assembly. NCBI's taxonomy places the organism in Eukaryota, Metazoa, Chordata, Mammalia, Chiroptera, Vespertilionidae.